CUUUGUUCGCGACAUAUAAAAAUUUUGAAUAUCUAGGAAAAAUAAUCAGCAAUGCAGAUAAUGCUGAGCACACGCUUACUCAGCCAUCGCAUCAUGGGCAUUCAUCGCACCACACGUGGUAUUUGCAAUCGUGACAAAAUUGGAAAUCGUGACGUAGUUGGAUACGGAUUAAAUGGAACAUACAUGUACAUGGAUCUGGAGAUGUGUCCAUUUCCAGCGAUUAGAUUUCGAGAAAAUACCCCGAAACUGAUGGCCUUGAGGGAGAAAGAGCGCGGGGAUUGGCGUCGACUUUGUCUUGACGAGAAGAAGACACUUUAUCGCGCGAGUUUCUGUCAGACAUUCGCCGAAAUGGAUGAACCAAGCAGCGAGUGGAAGAGCAUUUUAGGGUUGACACUGUUAGGAGUUUCCGGAGGCCUCUGGCUCUGGAUUUACUCUCACAUAUUUGUGUACAAAAAUGCUCCAAUAUCAUUCUCGGAGGAGCGUCGUGCUGCCCUGUAUUGGCGGCUAAAGGCAAUAAUGCACCAACCCAUCACUGGUCUGAAAAAGCCUCCAUACGUUGACAAGUAUAAACCAGAAACUAUGAAGGAAGAUUGAUAGGAUGAAGCAUGAUGAUUC
Molecule: messenger RNA, 615 nt
Organism: Fopius arisanus
Lineage: Eukaryota; Metazoa; Arthropoda; Insecta; Hymenoptera; Braconidae
Product: cytochrome c oxidase subunit 4 isoform 1, mitochondrial-like
Exons: 3
Coding region: 52-594 (180 amino acids)
Biological process (GO): mitochondrial electron transport, cytochrome c to oxygen
Source: RefSeq, a predicted model, not a curated record